Molecule: messenger RNA, 2420 nt
Organism: Magallana angulata
Lineage: Eukaryota; Metazoa; Mollusca; Bivalvia; Ostreida; Ostreidae
Exons: 2
Coding region: 403-2076 (557 amino acids)
Biological process (GO): positive regulation of DNA-templated transcription
Cellular component (GO): chromatin; nucleoplasm
Molecular function (GO): ubiquitin-protein transferase activity; zinc ion binding
Source: RefSeq, a predicted model, not a curated record
UAAGAGGAUCAAAUUUUAUUAUUCAUAAUCAGGGUUCUCUCUAAGACUCGGGAGGCGGGGAAUUCCCCCGCCUAUAAUGCCUUGAUUACCCGGCUAUUAUUGCAAUUCAACACAAUGUAGCUAUAAGCAAAACCCCCAGACCCCCCUUCUACUUUUUUGUUUCUUCCUUCUACUUCAAUUUUUAGAGACAACCUUGUUCAUAAAAGUUUGAUAAACACAUGUGCACGUGGACUUCUUCAUUGCUUUAGUUUAUCUUAUUUGACAAUGACUUGACAAUUCUCUUUACCUGGAGAGAUAACUUAGAUAAUGCUUAUAUCAGUGACUGAAUCAAGGUACAUAGUGUGAAAUCCACUCUAGAAGAAUCCAAUCUGUGCAUGUGAUUAGCUCUCCUAUCAUAAAACAAUGGCACUAUCCAAAUCCCAAAUGCCCGAUACAGCCCAGCACUAUUUGGUGUGUGGCACUGAGGACUGUGAGAAGAACUGUCAGUUUUACUGCAAUCCUUGUCACUUACAUUUGUAUGAACAAUGCAGAGAUGAACACCAGAAGAGUUCGGAAACCAAGAACCAUGAAGUGGUUUCUUACAGACAACGCCAGCAUCAACUUCCUGUGGAGCAAUGCAAGGAUCACACGACUAGGAAUAUAGACAUGCUAUGUGAGGACUGUCAAAUUCCAGUAUGUUCUAAAUGUGUAAUACAAGACCAUCAAAAACACACACUCAAUGAUUUAGAGACAAUUUAUUCAAAAGGAUUCACUCUUUGCCUUGAUGAGAUCUAUAAAAUCCAUCAAUAUUUUAUCCCAACUUCACAAGAUAUGCAAAAAGUAAUAAUGAAAGAUACCAAACAAAUAAAAGCAACCAUGGACAAAAUACGAACAUCCAUGAUGGCUGAAGCUGAAUCCCUCAAAUGUCUGGUGGACACAGUGUUAUCAGAUAAAAUAGAGCAAGUCAAUAAAAUGGAGGUGUCACUAAUAGAAGAGCUUCAGAGUCAAGAAAAAACUUAUCAAGAUUACAUCUCCUCUCUCAAUGACCUUGUAAAAGAGUUUCAAGGCUACCUGUCCUCUACUAAAUUGCAAAACAAUGCACUCAUUUUUGCUUUGUCUGAUCGAUUAAAAAUCCAACCCAUACCAAAGACCACAAAACCAGUCCCUCCAGUAUUUACUGCAGGUCAAUACAGCAAGGAGGAUGUCACCAAACUACUGGGUAGAGUAACUGUUCCCGACACAAAACCAGAGAACAGAAAGAUAAAGCCUAUGGAGACUUCCACUACACAACUGUCUCUGUCUUCCACUGUCAUCAAGUUCAGGGAAUACACAGUGCCAGGUGUUGACAGGGUACUUCAUAUUUCACUAGAUAAAUCGGGUACAGUCUGGGGCAGUGAUGAUAAUGGUAACCUUGUCCAAACAGAUCUACAGGGGAAUCAGCUACAGAAGAUACAAACCAGUGGUGGAUUUGGCUACCACACAGUCACACAGGGUAGGGAUCUGAUGAAUGCAGACAUAAAGAACAAAGUCAUAAAUAGGAUAAAACAGGAUAAUACAAUCAAUGAAUUCAUUAAAACGGGAGACUGGAAACCACUCAGCAUAUACUCCUCCCGCAUUAACGGUAACAUACUGGUGGGGAAGAUAGAGGAUGAAGAGGCUAAAGUCACCAGGUACAACAGGACAGGGGAAGAAAUACAGAACAUACAAAGGAACAACAAAGGACAGGGGCUGUAUAAGUAUCCACACUACAUCACAGAAAACAUCAAUGGUGAUGUUUGUACAUCAGACCUUUACAAACAAGCUGUAGUGGUGGUGAAUAAAUCAGGACAACACAGGUUCUCUUACAGAGGUCAGAGGUUAGGGUUUUCUCCCUGUGGUAUCUGUUCUGAUCUCCUCGGUCACAUCAUAGUUAGUAACUGUCAAUUUCUAAGUGAAUCAAUUCAUCUCCUUGAUCAGGACGGCCAAUUCUUGUCUCUACUGCUAACAUCACAACAAGGGGUAAACUGUCCACGUGGUAUGUGUGUUGAUGACAAGAACAAUCUCCAUGUGGGACAAAUGUUUACCAAUACAGUGACAGUGUACAAGUAUCUGCAGUGAUUAUUAAUUACAUAUUUUGACUAUUUUGCAGUGGUUAUUAUUUAAGUUUCACAUUAUUGUAUUUUUAAAGUAUGAAUACUUAUUUGUGUCUUCCAUUUUCAUCUUAAUACAUGUAAUUAUAAUUUAGGAAAAUCCAAUUCAAAAUUGUGAGGUAAUAUUUUUAAAAAAUGUUCACGUAUUCAUUAAUUUUGGGAGGGAAAAUGUCCCAUUAAUCAGCUUUUCAAGUUGUCAAAGAUGCAUAAUCACAACGGUAAGAAACAGUAUUAUACAUAAUCCUCUAUUGCUGCUUUUUAAUGUUGAAGUAAUUUGUGUUGUAAAUAAAGGGAGCAAAAUAUAUGUACUAG